CUUCAGAUAAGGUCUAGUCUAUUGACAGGCACAUAUAGAAACCUCUGAAGGGAUUAAGCCCAUUCGUGUCCAGUUAAACAUUGACUAAUUGGAGAUCUUUUACGGAUCAACAAAACUUUCUACAGUACUUUUCAUCAUCCAGUUUUUGUUCAGUGGCAGAAACUGCAAUCAUGUAGAAUUUGAAGUUGUUUUACUUUUCGAGACAAGUUUGUCUCAAUUUGGACUUGAGGGCCUGUUUCUAAAGCCAAAUAUUUCAACAUCGUGGACUGUGGUCAUUUGUGAAAUGGAGACCAUUGAUAAUAUGAACAACAACAGCAGCAGCAGUCAUCCUUGGAGGUCUGACAUCCGCUAUGAUCCACUGGUCAACUGGAAUGUAAUAUACGAGGAAACCUCAGACACUGACAUGGAGCAGAGCGAUGACGCAUCAUUGUCCGAUGACAUGACACCUCGCUGCAGGAGUCCGUCGUCAUCAUCAGAAACAGAGACCGAAAAUGAUGGAGUUGAAAAACGAAGAGUUCGAAGGAGACGCAGAGCUUCCUUUGAUGAGAAACUGUUUCGGAACAGGCAGAUGUCCAAUUCUUCUCCAGACAAUCUGAAUCGUCGCAUGGCCAAAACAUCUCCCGGGACACCAAUAGAACAUAACAGUCUCAAGAACUUCCACUCUGAAAACUUGUCCUCUGCAUUGUUUCUGGGAAGCAUCCUAUGUGCGGACCGGGUAACACAGAUGACCCGCACAUACAAUGACAUUGGGGCUCUUACUCGUAUGCUUGAAGAGAAAGAGCGUGACUUAGAACUUGCAGCCAGAAUUGGACAGACCCUUCUUGAAAAGAAUAAAGACUUGACUGAGCGUAGUGAUAUUCUUGAAGAGCAACUGUCUGCAACUAAUGACAAGGUCAGCCAGCUCCGCCAUGAUGUGUCUAUGAAAGAUGAACUCCUCAAGUUUUACUGUCAAGAUUACGACAAUGAAGCAGAGUCAGAUGCAAGCUCACCUGGUGAAAGCAAAGGCUUCAACCUCAAACUGGUUAACAUUGACUCACUGCAGAAAAAGGUGUCAAGCUUAGAGGAAGAAAAUGUACACCUCAAAGUUGAGAGCAGCCAGCUGAAGUCGGAGACCGCCAACUAUGAGGAGAAGGAGAAGAAGCUGGUGGAGGACUGUCUCUCCCAGUUGGCGGAGGUCAACAUGCAAGUGGAGACCUUUGCCGAGGAGUGUGCACGGAAGUCCGAGGAGUCCGCCCGACAGAAGGAGGAGAUCACAGCACUGUUGGCACAGGUUGUCGACCUGCAGAAGAGAGUCCGAUGUCUGACCAUUGAGAACAUGGAGCUGUCCAAACACCUGCAGGCCUCCCAGGAGUCCCAGCGCAAGCUUACUAAAGAGCUCGGCUACCGCCAAGACAAGUAUGAUGAGUUGCUGGAGGUACUGGCUGACGCCCAGGAGGAGCUGAAGACCCUGAGAGGGAAGCAGCGCCCUGGCGUCAGUCGCCAGUAUCUGUCCAGCUCCCUGCUCAACGUCCCGUCCGACUCCUUGGCUUCCGAGCUGGAGCUGUCUCUCAGGAGCGACCUUGACUACCCCAAAGGAUUCUCCCCAUCAGAGAGGAAGGCCCACAACUGGAAGAUAUUCGAGACAGCCAAGGCUGCGAAGAAGGCCAGCAAGAAAAGCCCCAACAGCGCAUCCCCUGGGUCCAACUCCCUGAGUCCCAGCGGAGCCGAGAGUGACUCUGCAUCAGGACUCAACUCGAAGAGAGCCUCCUUCUACAUGUCUGAGACCGAGUCUGCUGAUGGCUACAGUGCAGAUCUGGACAGCCUGCAUGGAUCCAACCCUGACCUGGGUCGACCUGGCAUCCCCGGCUCUAAUGACCUGGAGACAUCCCUGAAGCGUCUGGCCAUGAGACGAGCCAAUGAGCUGAAUGAGAGAGACUACAGGGAAGAUGAGGACAGGAGGAAACACAGCCAGUCGAGUGCAACACCUCGCACCCCUGAGAGUGUGCCGUCCCCUGGCAGUGGUCUGUCCUUCCUCUCCUUCCCAGGCAGCACCUCCUCCUCCUACUUCAAGAUCCCUGACAAACUGCAGAUUGUCAAACCCCUGGAAGGUUCUGCUACGCUGCGGCAGUGGCAGCAGCUGGCUACACCCAACCUUGGGGGCAUCUUCGAGGAGCGCCCCGGGGUGCAGAUCAAGGGGGAGAGGAACCUAGACCUGCAGGAAGAAGUGUACACCCUCAGCGACUUUGAGGAAGAUGAUGAUAUCUCUGAAUGUCCAAGUCGGCGCUUUGAGGAGAGCUCCACAAUCUUCACACUGACCGACUCCAUGGUGAAGAAUCCCAACGAUUACUUUAUGCUGGCCCCAUCAGCAAGCACUGAGAGCAUCAACAACCAACCCAGCAUUGCAUCAUCGACUACUCCAGUGAUGUCUACACCAAAAGGGAGGAUGGCUUCAAUGAAAGGGAGCAACACUUCUACGUACAGCAUGUCUCUGGGGCUGGCAGCCAUCUUGCAAGAGCGGGAUCUCGCCAAGCCUGUGGAGCGGAAGCCGGGCAUGCCCUACAACCAUUCCUUCCCUUCCCGUGUUCAGUCUAUUGUUACCGAGACACCAUACUCUCCUGCAAAACCAGCUCUGGAAGUGUCAACAACUUCAGCUCCAUCGACACAGAAUGAUGGAACCACGACAUCAUCAAGUAUGGCGUCAACCCCUACCGAUGGUGGGUUCUUGGACAAACUAAAACACACAGGGUUUUCCAUCUAUGGCUUCCUUGGUGGCGCUAAGAGUGAGGAUUCAGAUUCCUCAUCAUCAGACACGGCAACCGUCUCCUCACCGACCAGCAGUGGCAGCAUCACCACCACAACAGUAGAAGGAGCAACAGCAUCUGCAGGAGCAACGUCUCCCAACAGUGACAAAAAUAUAACCCGGAAACUGCUUACCCAGGGUGCAUCAGCAGGGGUCCUUGGAGCGAUAACUUCCUUCAGGAGAAGCGGAAUUCUGUAAACUCUUGUAGCCGUCUCAAGACCACAGACAUUUAUAUAAUGAGGAAGUGGACCCAAAAUAUUCCAGAAUGAAAUAAUCAACAUAGACUUGUGUGUUGCCCCUCGUCUUUCAUGUGUGAUUCAGUCAGAAGUUGAUUAGCAUAAUUACGAGAUCUCUGAGCUUUACUUCAUUUAAUUAUCUUCCAGGUUACCUCAGUCAUGUCUCAGUCAAUGAUUUUGGAAAUAUGGGUUAAUUCAAAAAUUUGUUCUAGAUUUGAACACACUCAUUUCAAUUUCAGGAAGUGGAAUGAGAAUGAUCUUCUAAUGUUCCAUGACAGAUUAUUUAGGAUUUCUUCGACAUGAAGGAAAUGUUCGUUGUGCACCAACUAUAUGUACGUUCACAUUACUCGUCACAACUUCCGUGUGCCAAAAUACUGAUACGGCAUUUAUAUUCAAAAUAAUUACUGAAUUCGUUUAAUUUAGAUUUUGUGCUGAUUUUGAUGCCUUUGACAUUUUUGGUUGACUGAUUUUUCUUAUGUUUUUCGUAUUAAAUGGGAACAGGUUUUAUUGCUGAAAAAGAGCAUCAGGGAAACCAAAUUAGCAUUUCGGUGAUAUGUCAGGGAUAAUUAUGAUUCUGAUUACCUUUGAAAUGAAAGCUACAUGUUUGUGUUAUUCUGUGCUUUAGACUUGUGAUUCUUCUCAUUGAAAAUAUUACGAAAAUAAGGUCACAAAAAUGUCAUCAGUCAAUUCUGUGUUACGAUCCGUCAUAUGUUUUCAGGACAUAUUCUCUUUUCGUAUUGUAUGAAAUUUUCAUCACCAACUGCAAACUAAUCCUGUUGAUUGGUACAGUCUCUGUGCAUUGUUAAUUUGAGACCAUAAAAUCAAAAUUAUAUUGGUUUUCCUAUGAUGUCAAUUUCAAAGGCUGUUUGAAAGUGCUAUGAUUUAUGAGAAGGUCAUUGUUUGGUGCUAUUAAGUUAUUUUAAAUUUUGUUAUCAGGUAUUUUAGUCUCAGUGGAUAGGUCCGCCCCUACCCAAUCUUCUCCUCUGUUGAAUUCUGAAUUUUGAUUUUGUAGCAAAUGAUUUUACUCAGAGGUGGGGAAAUUGGGUUUGUAUGUGCGCAAUGACUUUUACCAAAGACUUUAGUCAUUUCUUUCACCAGAUGAUGCAGUAAUUACUCUGUGAUUUGAUUUUUUUUGUCGCACCAAAUCCUGGUACAUUGCAAUUGCAAAUUUACAAGUUACUAAUGAACAACAGGGAAAUCUUAAAUUUUAUCUUAGCAUCUCUUGUGGAUGCAUUUUGGAGGAAGGUGCUUAAAUGUGUUAAUAAGGUAAGUCAAAUAUUAUCAACGCUAAGCCCUUGUGAUUUUUCUGUGAUUGAUCAUAUCCCAAAAUGUACUGACAGCUAGUUGAAAAUGUUUUCGAAGAAUGUUAUAACCUUUAACCUGUAUAUCUUUAUCCAAUGGGUGUCAAUGACAGUGUUAUUCAAUAGCUUGUGUAGAUGUGUAGAAUACAAAGGGAUGGGAAGGACUGGUAUUCUUUUUUUGUGACUUGAAAUUACUUUUCACUUUUACUACUUUAUCACUCAACAUUUAAGGAAUCAUUUUAUUAAAUUAUAAAAAAAAGUUUUGACAGAUUGAUUACUGCAGAAUCUGGUGUUUGAAAAUACUGACUUGUCAGUGAGGAAGUGAUUUUGUAUUCGGUGAAAUAUGUAAUUGUAUAUAAGAAUUGUACAUAGAAAUAAUUGUAAUUGAAAUUGUUCGAAAUAUUUUAAAUUAUUUGUACAUAAAAUAGGUUUUAUGCAGUUUGGCGGGUUUCCAAAUGUCUGUUUUGUCUCUUUGUGUUGUGUCACUCAGUACAUGUGAAACUUUCUCUCUGUUGGUUAGAGUUUAUACAUAUACUCCAGAAGUUUCACACCACACCUCAAUUGUAACAUCUCAUGUUCAGGCAGAAGUUUUAUUCAGCUUCAUGAAUGAAUUCUCUGUGAGGUUUCUUUUAUGAAAAUUAUGAAAGAAUUUUUUAAAGAAAUUACAUUAACAAUGUCAUAAUUUAAAUGUUAUGUAAUUUUCAUCUUUUUUGUUCUUAUGAAAUUGAAACAUUCUAUAUGAAAGUGAUUAUUGCUUCCUAAAUUAAUUGUUAAAUUUUGUAUUUAAAAAAAGGAGAUUUGGCAUCAUUUUUUGUUUGUUGAAAUAUGUGAUCUCGAAAAAGUUUGAUUGGCACAUUAUUAUUAUCAAUAAGGAGUUUAUUAUAAAGUUCUUGAUACAAAGGCGUACCAGUAAUUGUCAAAACCUUGCAGAUCACUGAUUAUAUUAUAUACACAUUCUGACAUUGUAGACAUUAGGUAUCUUUACAAACCGCCACCCUGUACUAUGCAAUUUUAUAUCAAGAAAACAAAACCUUAUAGGUGUGAAUAAAUAAAGCAACUUGAAUUUUGA
Haliotis rubra (blacklip abalone) is the source of this 5385-nucleotide messenger RNA. Its product is annotated as trafficking kinesin-binding protein 1-like. The record is from RefSeq and is a predicted model, not a curated record. Bases 284 to 2977 code for a protein of 897 amino acids. The transcript is spliced from 15 exons. NCBI's taxonomy places the organism in Eukaryota, Metazoa, Mollusca, Gastropoda, Lepetellida, Haliotidae.